Messenger RNA from Asparagus officinalis (garden asparagus), 1705 nucleotides. Its product is annotated as triose phosphate/phosphate translocator, chloroplastic. Lineage: Eukaryota; Viridiplantae; Streptophyta; Magnoliopsida; Asparagales; Asparagaceae. Gene Ontology annotation, cellular component: membrane; Golgi apparatus. The coding region runs from base 1 to 1344 and encodes 447 amino acids. Gene Ontology annotation, molecular function: antiporter activity. The transcript has 13 exons. Gene Ontology annotation, biological process: transmembrane transport. The record is from RefSeq and is a predicted model, not a curated record.
AUGGUGUCUAAGGAGUUGGAACUCUCGGAACAAGAGCUGACCAAGGCGAAAGAAGAGGCUGCGGGGAUGUUAGCUGCUAACGAAGAAUCCAUGAAGGCUACGUUGAAGGAUGAGCUCGAGCAAGCUUAUGUGGAAGAGUUGUCGAAGUUAGAGCAACAAGUUCUUAGCCAUAAGCUUCAUAAACAACCAAAGCAGGCGGCUUUCGCCUCCGCGGCCCAGCCCAGGCCCAAUGGGCCGGUCACCGAUGCCGGCAAUCUUGUUUGGGGCCGCCAACUCCGGCCCAACAUCCUACUCCCUUCUCCGUUGAAGUUAACGGUUGAGAAAAGGGUGAAGCCGGUAUUGGCCGCGGCCUCGCCAGCUGAAGGAAGCGAUUCCGCUGGGGAAGCCAAAGUGGCGCCAGUUGGUUUUGCGGCCAAGUACCCUGCACUUGUGACCGGCUUUUUCUUCUUCAUGUGGUACUUCUUAAACGUGAUAUUCAAUAUCCUCAACAAGAAGAUCUACAACUAUUUCCCUUACCCCUACUUCGUGUCGGUGAUACAUCUUGGUGUUGGUGUGGUGUAUUGUUUGGCGAGCUGGGCUGUUGGCCUCCCCAAGCGUGCUCCCAUCGAUGCCAAUAUUCUGAAGCUGCUCAUCCCAGUCGCAGUAUGCCAUGCUUUAGGACAUGUAACAAGCAAUGUCUCAUUUGCUGCGGUUGCAGUCUCAUUUACUCACACAAUUAAAGCGCUGGAGCCCUUCUUCAAUGCGGCAGCAUCGCAAUUCAUCCUUGGACAGCAGAUCCCCUUGACACUAUGGCUGUCUCUAGCACCUGUCGUGCUUGGUGUUUCAAUGGCAUCACUCACGGAGUUAUCAUUUAACUGGACUGGCUUCAUUAGUGCCAUGAUUUCCAACAUCUCAUUCACUUACCGGAGUAUUUACUCUAAGAAAGCUAUGACUGACAUGGACAGCACCAACUUAUAUGCAUACAUUUCAAUCAUUGCAUUGAUCGUUUGCAUACCCCCUGCCAUAUUGUUUGAGGGACCUAAGCUGAUGCAGCAUGGAUUUAAAGAUGCAAUUGCCAAAGUAGGAAUGACAAGGUUCAUUACAGAUCUCAUCUGCGUCGGAUUGUUCUAUCACUUGUACAAUCAGUUGGCAACUAACACCUUGGAAAGAGUUGCUCCUCUCACACAUGCAGUUGGCAAUGUGUUGAAACGAGUGUUUGUCAUUGGAUUUUCAAUUAUUAUUUUUGGAAACAAGAUCUCAACUCAAACGGCCAUCGGAACUAGCAUUGCAAUUGCAGGAGUUGCCAUGUACUCAUAUAUCAAGGCCCAAAUGGAAGAGGAGAAAAGGAAAGCUAAAACUGCUUGAGAUGCAGAAAUAGAGAGUGGAUAUCAGCGUAUUUGAGCAUGUUGUAGGAUUUGUGUGUUGUAUGUUCCUUCAGGAAAUAAUGAUCAUCGAUGUUGAGGAGGGAAGCCAUUUGAAGCUUACUCGAUUGUUUUAAUCUUAUUUUAUUUUUCUCAUUUAUUGUGUAUUUUCUUUUCUUUGGAUAAAAAGCUGUUGCUGAUUUGCAGACGACUAGAAUAAUGCAUUCCGUUGCCAAAACUCCAAGGAGGCGAAUAAUAUGUAGAAAAAGAAAUAUACAUUAUGUCUCUGAUCGUUGCAAUUAUAUGUUAGGGAGGAUCAAACUCUCUUGUUUUUUUUAUAAAGCCCUACCUUUGUUAUGUUGAAA